UUGACAGCUUACAAAAUUCACGAACGUUUUUGGCUGAUAGGUGUAACCGAUUAGCAGGCUGUUUAUGUUGUGACGAACACUUGCAAAAGGAUUACAUAACAUGUUUAGGUAAUUUGAGGUGGCCUGAUGAUUUCAACAAUAACCGGCGAUACAAUACAGCAAGUUUCAUAUUGGAGAGAACUUUUCAAGACAGCGCAAUUCCUUGAACAUAAAUUUACUCUCAAAGUUUACCAAACCUUUACUUGCGACUAUUUUUGUUUCUUACUUACCAAUCAUCUGGCUCGAAACACUUCCUUGAAUGAGAUGAUACAAAGCAAAAGUUUCUCUCGUGACUCGUUGACGAAAUUAUAAUCACUAGAGCAUCAAUUCUGCUCUAGAUAUAAUUUCGUCAACAUCAUAUGUUAGAAACCACAACGACGGAUACUAAAAAGCCUUGGUACAUUUUGCAUAUUUCAUUUAUCCCAAUGCCUUGACUGAUAGUGUGCAACAUAAGAACUUCAUCUUGGUCAUCUGCUCAGUAUGCAAGCAUCAAGUGUACAAGUCCUGUUGUUUAUUUACUGUAUAAUCAGUAUAGAUACAGUAGUGUGUUCCUGUGCAAAAGGAUGGCAAUCGUUUGGCAGCAGUUGUUAUAGAUUUUUUGACAUUAAAGUAAAUUGGGAAGAAGCCAGACAUGCCUGUCAGACCAUGAAUGCGGACCUCGUCGUGGUAAAGGAUCAAGAAGAACAUGCAUUCAUCUUUAACAAUGCCAACAGGACUGGAAAUAUAUGGCUAGGCCUGACAGAUAUAAAAAAAGAAAGCGACUUUAUAUGGAUCGAUAAUGGUGAAUGCAGCAAUUUUUCAAGUUUCGGUAGUGGUGAACCAAACGAUCUCGGUGGCGAAGACUGUACUAUACUCAUUACAAACUGGUGGAAUGACACCCCUUGUACAUUUCAAUAUCGUUUUGCAUGCGAAAAGUAUCAAGAUAUAACCCCACCCUCAUACGGAUCAUCUUGUCCGGUGGAUGACAUACAUAUGACGUUUUCAGCGACUAAUCGAUCAGUCUCCGUGUAUUGGCCUCCUCCUACGUGGACCGAUGACUCCUCUUGUCAUCCCACCGUAACUAGCUCACAUUCUCCUGGUCACGUGAUAAGAAUACCGGAUGACGUUUUAAGUGCAUCUAUCAAUGUGACGUACACUGCUACCGAUAAGUCUGGAAAUUCUGAAACUUGUUACUUUCGAGUAACUGCAUCAGUUCUAGACAGAUUCGAAUACCCAGGCCUGCAGAUUCCAGUCAGUUCCGAAUACCCAGUUCUGACAAUUGGAAUGUUCUUUGUUGGUAUCAUUGUUGGCGUCUUCGGAUUACUUGCUGCAUUGUUCUGCUACAACAAGGUUAAACGGAUUAGUCAGAACCGUAAUCACGCAUACGAGGAAGUACAGUACACAGUUAAAGAAUCGACUUAUGCUGUUACUAUCAAGCCGGAUAAGACAACAUCAGAUUAUGUUAAUAAUAUCAGGACGAAUAAGACAACAACAGCUCAUGUUAGUAAUUUCAAGUCGGAUAAGACAUCACCAGCUUAUACUAAUAUCAAACCAAAUAAGAAUAAGUGAAUGCUGUGUUUUGAAGUAGCAGUAUUGGUUUAGUGAUUUACGCCUAUCGUCUUUUAGCCUGUUUUCCAGGCCCUAAUUUUGGGCUACUCAAUCUAUAUUUCGCUUAUUGCGCGCCAUAGCUAAUUGAAAUGGCGUCCCAUACUCGAUUUUAUUCCGUCUCUGAAGUAACUUUUUACUAAACCUAUUGGUGACAUAAUUAGUAGUCAUGGUGUUAUGCAUCAUCUAUAUGCUGGCGAUACCAAGUUAUAUUUAAGUUUUAAUCCAAAUGAUCCAUCUGAGCCUGAAAGAUCCCUCAUACUCUUGGGAUUGGAUGACUCUGAAUAUGUUAUGUCUUAAUGAAGAAAAGACAGAAUUUAUCAUUGCUGGCACAAAAUAUUAUACAAAACGGUUCACUGAUGUUUGUCUUAGGAUUGGCAAUGUCACGAUACACCAAUCAAAAUCAAUUAGUAUAGGUGUUGAUGGUCAGUAAACUAUGUCUGAUCAGGUCUCUGCAAUAUCAGUUAACUACAACCUUAAAAACUUAUACCAGAUUCGUAGGUAUAUCGAUGUAGUAACAUGUGAAAAUGCCGUUAGAUGUCUUGUCCUGUCAAGACUUGACUACUGUAAUUCAUUACUUUUUGCGGCUCAUUUAAUAAAGAAAUCAGACGUCUUCAGCUCCUGCAGAACAGAGCGGCUAAGUUAUUUCAUAAUUUUAGAAAAUAUGAUCAUGUUUCGCCUCUUUUUACUCAACUUCGCUUGCUUCAAAACGUAUGGUCUACAAAAUAUCAACCAUAAUCUAUAAAUGUAUUCAUGGCUCUCCUACAUAUUUACAAAGCAUUAUAUCAACUCAUGUUCCCUCACGUCUAGGACUUCGUUCUGAAAUGGACACAUUAACGUCAUCCUUUCCAAAAACCCACCUAAAAUCUAAUCCAAAAAGGUUUCUUUGCACAAGCACCAUUGAUCUGGUUUCCAUUUCACAUCCGUCAGUCUAAGUCCUGUACGCAAUUUAAGUCACUUCUCAAAACUAACUUGUUUCAAUAGAUUGUUGGUCUUAGAGCGCUGUGAGACAGCAGUAUAAGAGCUCUAUAUAAAUGCUCAAUAUUAUUAUUAUUAUUAUAUUAUUAUUAUUAUUAUUAUUAUUAUUAUUAUUAUUAUUAUUAUUAAUUUGGUGGCACUGUCCAGAAUGAGAAAAAAUAAUAAGGGACUUGUCAAGUCUAAUUGUCUUUAUACCAGGAUCAUUAUUUUGAUCUCUGUAGAAAGUAAUACGUUUUUUACGGCCUGUUCAGAAGCAUAGAACUUUAAACACUCAGCUAUAUAGAUCACAUUACAUGAUGUCUAUUAGGCCAUUUGUAAAAAAUAUACAGAUACAAUGGCGAACAAAAAAAAAUGCAGAGAAAGAAUAUUUAACAGUGUCUCUAGUUCCAAAGUAAAAAAAAACAAAACAAAACAAAAAAAAACAUUAAUGCGCUGUAAAUAAUUAUAAAGUAAUAAAUGUCGAUAGAAUGAGAAUUAUUUGAAAAAAUAGUUGCCCAACAAACAGAAAAAGUUAUUGUAAUUUUCAUGAGCGUUUACUGUUAUGUAUGUCAGAAAAAUAACAUUGCGGCAUCGGUCAAGCGUUAUUAAGAUGUAGUUGUGAAAUCACGUUAUAAUUGCGUAUUUAGGGUCCUACAAGAAAAAAAUUGUUAGCGUAAUGAUAACAUUACUUAUUAUACAUUUUGUUAAGAUUAUUACUCAUUAUUAUGUGAAUGCAUCCCCCCGACCCCCUAGGAUAGUGUUGUCUCGAUCGGCCCAACUUUCGGGCGCCCCUUUUGCCCCCCCCCCCCUUUAGCGAUCUCUAUGGAUCCGCCCCUGAUAUGAAUAGAAUAAAGGUCACUUUAAAAAUUGACAAGGCAAAUUUAUUUGACGUUUCGCAUUAUUAUUCAAGUAUCAUCAGGAAUAAAAAAAUACAAUACAAGAAACAAACCAAAUUAGUUAUGAAUAGCCUAUAUAAAGCGUUUUAGCAAGUUUUAGUUUUUCUCGUCAUAAUAACUCAUUUCUCCGAUAACAAUGCAAGCCAUAAGAGAACUGUCCAUUAUAUUUUAUAUUAACUAAUAAAUUGUAUCCUGUAUUUUAACACCAUUUAACAUUAUUUUAUACUUAAGUUUAUUUAUGUGUAUGUUUAAACUUGGAAAAAGAAUUUAUGUAAACCUUUUACGUGUGACAAUAAAGAGAAACUUGGACGACGUUGC
Anneissia japonica is the source of this 3794-nucleotide messenger RNA. RefSeq lists its product as uncharacterized. The record is from RefSeq and is a predicted model, not a curated record. The transcript has 6 exons. Bases 520 to 1587 code for a protein of 355 amino acids. Lineage: Eukaryota; Metazoa; Echinodermata; Crinoidea; Comatulida; Comatulidae.